AUGUUUUGGUUGAGACCAAUUUUGCGUUCACAACCAAGAUCUUCAAUUUGGGUAUUACACCAUUCUUCCUAUGGAUAUGGAUAUUGCACUUCCUCUGCCGCUGCAAUUCAAGCUGAGAAAACCAUUCAACAUGGACCCAGAAACGACUGGACUAAAGACGAAGUCAAAUCCAUCUACGACUCUCCCAUUCUCGAUCUUCUCUUCCACGGGGCUCAGGUUCACAGACACGCUCAUAACUUUAGGGAAGUGCAACAGUGUACUCUUUUAUCUGUGAAAACAGGUGGGUGUAGUGAGGAUUGUUCUUAUUGUCCUCAAUCAUCUAGAUAUGAUACCGGGCUCAAAGGUCAGAGACUUAUGAACAAGGAGGCUGUUCUUCAAGCAGCAGUCAAGGCAAAAGAGGCUGGAAGUACUCGCUUUUGUAUGGGCGCUGCAUGGAGAGAUACAAUAGGAAGAAAGACAAACUUCAACCAGAUACUUGAAUAUGUUAAAGAAAUAAAGGGAAUGGGGAUGGAGGUGUGCUGCACCCUUGGCAUGCUGGAUAAAGAUCAAGCUGGUGAACUCAAGAAGGCGGGUCUUACUGCCUAUAAUCACAAUCUCGACACUUCCAGGGAAUACUAUCCAAACAUCAUCACAACAAGGAGUUAUGAUGAGCGCCUUCAAACUCUUGAAUAUGUUCGUGAUGCAGGGAUUAAUGUUUGCUCUGGAGGAAUUAUCGGGCUUGGAGAAGCUGAGGAAGACCGAGUAGGUUUGCUACAUACAUUAUCAACACUUCCUACACAUCCAGAGAGCGUUCCUAUUAAUGCACUUGUUGCUGUCAAGGGAACCCCUCUUCAGGAUCAGAAGCCUGUUGAAAUAUGGGAGAUGAUUCGCAUGAUUGCGACAGCGCGUAUAACAAUGCCAAAAGCAAUGGUGAGGUUAUCGGCCGGCAGAGUUCGGUUCUCUGUGCCUGAGCAGGCAUUGUGUUUUCUUGCUGGUGCCAAUUCUAUCUUUGCUGGUGAAAAGCUUCUCACAACUGCUAACAAUGAUUUUGAUACUGAUAAACUCAUGUUUAAAGUUCUUGGUCUUCUUCCAAAAGCUCCAACCUUAGAUGAAGACGAAACUAGCGAGACAGAGAACUAUAAAGAAGCUGCUUCUUCUAGUUGA
This is a messenger RNA of Lathyrus sativus (Indian pea), 1143 nucleotides long. The record is from the annotation of a GenBank genome assembly. NCBI's taxonomy places the organism in Eukaryota, Viridiplantae, Streptophyta, Magnoliopsida, Fabales, Fabaceae.